AUGGCAGCACUACAAACAUGCUGGAGACCACGUCCCGUUCUACAAUUCCUCGAAGUACGCAAGUUUCGCCCUCUACUCAUACGCACAUUGAGGACCCGUCCUUCGAGGCCACCUCCAUCGCAACAACCAACUCCAGCGAAGCAAUCCUCCACAGAUUUGCCCCACGAGAAUGGCGCACCACAACAGCCUCCAGCUCCUGCUCUGCAACAGCCGAGUAUCUCUAGCCUUUUGUCUCAAACAGACAGUUCGAACAACAGUCUCCUAGCGCCUGUACAUAUACCAGAAGACCCUCGAGCUAUCCUGAAGACGAGCCACCCCUCUACUGCCCUCCUCGAGCAAUCAGGUCUCGUCGUUCAGCGGCAGAUUGAGAUGAUGAACGUCUUUCUAGGCUUCGAACAAGCAAACAGAUAUGUGAUUAUGGAUCCACAGGGGAACCAUAUCGGAUACAUGGCAGAACAUGAUGGAGGUAUCGCAAAGACGAUGGGCCGACAGUGGUUCCGAACGCAUCGUUCUUUCAUGGUUCAUGUCUUUGGACGUGAUGGCCAAGAGGUCCUGCGCUUUCACAGACCUUUUAGCUGGAUAAAUACCAGGAUAAGAGUGUACGAUCCUGUAGAAUUGGCCAGUAGCUUGACCACAAGCAGCUCUACUGAUGUGGUAAAGAGCAAUGCCGUUGCAGAUGCUGUCACGAAUCAGCAAAUAUCAAGCUUGAAAUUGGAAGAGAUGAAAGUGAUUGGAGAAUGUCAAAGUGAGUGGGCGCCGCUAAGGAGGAAGUACAACUUGUUCCUCGCGCAUGAGCUGCCUGUCAUACAAGAACUUGGACAACAAGCAGUACCAGACGAUCUGUCUGGGCUACAACAGAACCAAGUCAAGAACCAAGAUCAUUUUGCUCAGUUCGCUUACAUUGAUGAGCCAUUUCUCAGCUGGGACUUCUCACUCAAAGGCUCAGAUAACAAGCUCAUUGGUUCUGUGAAUCGCAACUGGGGUGGCUUAGGCCGAGAAUUCUUUACAGAUACUGGCACAUAUGUGCUGAGGAUGGAUGCCGCAGGUCUAGAUCAAGAAGCACAUCAGAGACAUAUUGUUUCUCAAACUCACAAAAAUGAGCCUGCGUAUGCUGAGGCCUUGGGAGGCGAUAGGUUUGGUAUGACUCUUGACCAGAGAGCACUUAUGCUCGCCACUGCUGUUACCGUAGACUUUGAUUAUUUUUCACGUCACUCCAGAGGUGGGGGCAUAAUCCCGAUGCCGUUCAUGAUGGGUGGUGGUGGUGCUACAGAAGGAGGGGCCGCAGCAGGAGGAGCGGCGGCAGGAGGAGCUGCUGAGGCAGGUGCUGGCACUGCGAUUGGAGAGACAGUCUCGGGUGCUGCUAUUGGAACUGCUGGUAGAGGUGUCGCUGGCGCAGCAGGUGCUGGUGAAGGUGCCAUAGCUGGUGCUGGCAGUCUCGCAGGAUACGAAGCCAUGCAAAGAGGUAUGGGCCGUGGUGAUUCCAACAGUCCGCAAUCACCUGAACAGCCAUAUCCUGGCACAGGUGUCAAUGAAUCUGGUUAUGCCGACCAAGCUGAUCCACAAUCGCCUCAAUAUGGAGCAGGUUCAGAAUCUCAAUUUCCUGCUGAACAAGGUGGACAAGGACAAGAAGGAGAUGUCUGGGGUAGUGGCAAUUCUGAUCCAUGGGCAGAUAACAAUGUUGGGGAUGGAGGUGGUGAAGAAGGAGGCAUUGUUUCAAAGUUGUGGGACAUCUUUGGGGGAGGUGGUGAGUAG
Messenger RNA from Lithohypha guttulata, 1752 nucleotides. RefSeq lists its product as uncharacterized. Gene Ontology annotation, molecular function: phospholipid scramblase activity. Lineage: Eukaryota; Fungi; Ascomycota; Eurotiomycetes; Chaetothyriales; Trichomeriaceae. The coding region runs from base 1 to 1752 and encodes 583 amino acids. The record is from RefSeq and is a predicted model, not a curated record. Gene Ontology annotation, cellular component: plasma membrane. Gene Ontology annotation, biological process: plasma membrane phospholipid scrambling. The transcript has a single exon.